GGAGAGUUUGUACCACAGAUUACCAUAAUAGUUACUGUUUGUAGAUAAUAAUAUUAGGUUGAAGGAAUGUGUGUAUGUCGGUCUUUUUUUAAAUAUAAUAUUAAGUAAUUAAGACUGAGCAAAAAUUGCAUUUAAAAAAUAGUUUAUAAUUUUCAUUUAAGCCAAAUAUAUACUUUAUUUACGAAACAAUUUAAGGAUGAUGUCUAAAAUUCAUCGCUUCAAUUCCAUGAUACUACCUCGUUUACCUCCUGCAUUCAGCACGGCUUCAGGAACCGCUGUCAAACCUAAGACUGCUAUAGUCAUGCUGAAUAUGGGUGGGCCGGAGACCACGGACCAGGUUGGUGACUAUCUUCACAGGAUAAUGACAGACAGAGACAUGAUCCAGCUUCCGGUGCAGAGUAAACUGGGACCGUGGAUAGCCAGUAGAAGGACCGAGGAAGUCAAGAAGAAGUAUUCGGAGAUUGGUGGAGGAUCACCUAUAUUGAAAUGGACAAAUAGUCAAGGUAGCUUAUUAACGCAGGCCUUAGAUCAGAUGCUCCCGGAGUCAGCCCCUCAUAAGCACUACGUGGCGUUCAGAUACGUUCCUCCGUUCACGGAAGACGCCUUCAGGGAGGUGGAAAGCGACGGAGCGGACAGAGUUAUCAUAUUCUCGCAGUAUCCUCAGUACAGUUGUGCGACGACUGGUUCUAGUCUGAACGCGAUCGCGGAUUUCUAUAGGAACAGGACGACACCGGCAAACGUAAAGUUUAGUUUGAUAGAACGCUGGGCGUCCCACAAGCUGUUGGCGAAGGUCUUCUCCGAGAGGAUCAAGGAGAAACUGGACAAAUUCGAUGAGAAGAUCAGGGAUGACGUAUUGAUACUGUUCACGGCGCAUAGUCUGCCUUUGAAGGCCGUAUCGAGAGGCGACACGUAUCCUCACGAGGUGGCCUCCACCGUAUCGAGGACCAUGGAGGAGCUCGGCGGCCGGAAUCCGCACCGGCUGGUCUGGCAGUCGAAGGUGGGCCCCCUGCCCUGGCUCCAGCCCUAUACCGACGACGCGAUCAAGUUGUACGCGAAGCAAGGAGUCAAGCACCUGAUCCUGGUGCCAGUGGCCUUCGUCAACGAACACAUCGAGACCCUGCACGAGCUGGACAUCGAGUACUGCGACGAGGUAGCCAAGGAGGCCGGGAUCCUCCAAAUCGAGAGGGCGGAGGCGCCGAACGUGCACCCCACGUUCAUCGCGGCGCUGGCGGACGUCGUCGCGGGCCACAUCAGCAACGGACCGAGGAUCUCGAAGCAGUUCCUGACCAGAUGUCCACAUUGCGUGAGUCAGAGAUGUCUCGCGUCGAAAGAGUUCUUCAAGAGAUUGUGUGGCGCCGAUCAGAACGUGGAUAAAAUAGGAUCUUAAGUAUAGGAAUGGCGUAUGAGUAGAAAAUAGCAUUUAAAUGUAUAAGCGUGGGUAAAUAAUGGCGCUAUAAAAAGUGAAUGAACUGGUGUAAUAAAAAUCAAACCCGUAAAUUAUAAUUAGCGUAAUUACUGGUGGUAGGACGUCUUGUGAGUGUAUCUGCCGUGAAGCAGUUUGAAGGGCGGGACAGCCGUUGUAACUAUACUGAGACCUUAGAACUUAUGUCUCAAGGUGGGUGGUGGGAUUUACGUUGUAGAUGUCCAUGGGCUCCGGUGACCCCUUAACAUCAGGUGGGCCGUGAGCUCGUCCAUCUAAGCAAUAAAAAAAAAAUGUUCCGUUCUUAUCAAUCCUACAUGCAUAUAAUACAUAUAAAUAUAUAAUUCGUAUUGUGAACAGUAGGCAGGGGUUUGGCUCUGCCCCUGGCAUUGCUGAAGUCCAUGGGCGACGGUGACCACUCACCAUCAGGUGGCCCGUAUGCUCGUCUGCCUACGAGGGCACUAAAAGCAAAAGUUUUUUGAUUUAUUUAUUUUCCUUGUGUAUGUGUUCCUAUUUAUAAGUAAAUAAAUAAUUUGUUAAUUGUUUUGCGUAACUUGGUUGUGGAAAAUAAAAUAAAAAACUUAUGAAUAUA
This is a messenger RNA of Bombyx mori (domestic silkworm), 2012 nucleotides long. RefSeq names its product ferrochelatase, mitochondrial (gene FeCH). Gene Ontology annotation, molecular function: protoporphyrin ferrochelatase activity. The record is from RefSeq and is a predicted model, not a curated record. Bases 197 to 1387 code for a protein of 396 amino acids. Gene Ontology annotation, biological process: heme biosynthetic process. The transcript has 10 exons. Gene Ontology annotation, cellular component: mitochondrion. Lineage: Eukaryota; Metazoa; Arthropoda; Insecta; Lepidoptera; Bombycidae.